Molecule: messenger RNA, 1902 nt
Organism: Debaryomyces hansenii CBS767
Lineage: Eukaryota; Fungi; Ascomycota; Pichiomycetes; Serinales; Debaryomycetaceae
Exons: 2
Coding region: 1-1902 (633 amino acids)
Source: RefSeq, a predicted model, not a curated record
AUGUAUAGUAGUAGAAGUCAAUUGAAACCAAUGUUGGAAGCUAGAAAUGUGGAAAGUUCUUUGAUUGAUUCACAAUUUAAAAAUUCUAGUUUGGUUUAUCAUUGUAUCCGAGCCAAAAGCAGUUUGACUAGUUAUAUACACCUGAAUAAUUCCCCCGAUUUGGCUCAAGAAGUGCAACAUCGUUUGAUCAAAAUUAAUAGGCAAAUUGAUUUGAACAUUUCGGAGAUCGCCAAGAGCCAGCAAAAUGUACUUUUGUUACUUGAACAUGACCUCUACUAUUUAUUGGCAAAUCUCGGGAUAUUAAAAAUUCCUAGGGCGUUAUUUGAUCAACAAAUACUACUAUUCAAGAGACUUGUGAAUAAUUUAUUGAUUGAACAUGAAACGAAUGCGAUGUUGCCGUUGGUGAAGGCAUUGCAAAAUCCCAAAACUGCUGAAAAAGUGUCAAAGUGUUUCGGAAUAUACCUAGUGGAAUACACAAACUAUGAUGAAGUGAAUAUAUUUCAUCUCAACUUUAUUGUUAGUUUCAUACCAAAGAUAUUGAAAGUAUACAAAAGAUUCCCACGGUUGCUAGAAAUAUGGUUGCAGUAUCUGUGCCAGGAUGUGAUUACCAUUGAAACAUUGACAGGACAAAUUGCAUUACCUUUAGAGCAUGGCCUUGAUAACAGAAAGUACUUUCCGCUCUACGACUUACUUUAUAGCUUAUUAUUCACGGAAGAUUGUAAAGAUCAGAUUAUCGAGACCUAUUUUUUGGAAUUGAUUGUUAUAUUGAACAAUAGUGAAUUCCCCUUUCUAUUUCAAUGGUUGCGUCAAUUUUCAGACAUCUCCAGAUGCUUUAUCAAUCGAUUCGCAUACAUAUUUAAUGAGGCAUGCAUAGGACAAGAUGAGCGUAAUAUAUUAGAAUAUCAAAGAUUUUUAAUGGCAUUUAACAAAGUUUUAGUUUCAUUAUCUUUAGAAUUUCGAGAACAAUGCCUCCUGGAUUUUGAGUUACAAUUUUUUUCAAAACUUUUGCAACAUACUGAAGCUGAUAACUCAAACAUAGUCUACAUAUUUUUGAUAAAAACAAUCGAUGCCAUGUUGCCAUUUAUAUCAAAUUCAAUAUUCAAAGAUUUCAUUACUGAAUUGUUCCAAAGUAAGAUAUUCAGUCAACGGCUUGAUGAUUGUUUCUCGCAACCAAAAUAUUCUGAAUGCAAAAUCUUGUUUUUGGCCUUGUUUAACAAAAUUCUUGAGACAAAUUGCAGCCAUCUAGUAAAAGAUUUAUUCUGCUUUAAAGAUAGGAUCAAGGAGAAGAAAAAAUCCUCAUGUAAGCCAAAUAAAAAUCUACUGAUGAAAGCUAUGCAAAUUUCUAAAUUGAAAUAUAAUGAAGGUGAAAGGCAAAAUAGCUUUUUAUCAAUUCUUCAAAAAUUUCAAGCUAAAUCACCACAAGAUGAGUAUUUAGUAUAUGAUGAUGAAAAACUAAUUCCUCGCUUGAUUAGUGAAAGUUUGUUAACCUUUUUUCAGAACAAAUACGAGUGUAACAAACUUCUUAUUGCCUUAGUCAUUAAUCUAUUAUCCUUCGAGCGAGGCAUAAUCUACAAUGUGUAUUCCAAAGAUGUGCGCUCUAAAUAUUCUGAUAUAGAGAACAUUAUGGAGUUUCUAUUUGAUGCAUUCCUCAACUAUAACGAUAUAAUUAACGAGCAUAAUGAAAGAAAGUACCUAACUAUGGAUAGUGCCAUGAUUUCACAAAACGAUCAACACGAGUAUCUUAGGCCGACCCCUAAAUUUUUGGAAAGGCUAUCACCCCUUGAGUGCAAUAUUGGUACUUCUGAUGUUAACCAUGGAUCAUUAAUACUGAAUAUGAAUUGUUUCCAAGACUUCUUAAAUGAUAUAUUCUACUGUAUUAAAAUUAGACAUAUAAUAACGUAA